AUGGCCACCGUCGAUUUGAACCACAAGGCGAUUGUCUUCACCGAUUUUGACGGAACGAUCACAUUGACGGAUAGCAAUGACUACCUUGUCGACAACAUCGGCUUCGGCUACACUCAACGGCGCACGCUCGGCGCCGAGAUCCUCGCAGGGCGUCUCAGCUUCCGCGACGGCUUCCACGCGAUGCUGAGCUCCGUGUCUCCGCACAAGACGAUGAGCGAAUGCCGCGACAUCCUCCUGUCGCACAUCCAGCUAGACCCCGGCUUCAAAGUAUUCUACGAAUGGUGCCAAACGCAGGAUAUCCCCGUGAUCAUUUUGUCGUCCGGCAUGGAGCCACUGAUCCGUGCGCUGCUCGAGAAGCUGCUGGGCCCCGACGAGAAGAUCGAGAUCCUCGCGAACGGCGUCAAGGAGUGGGAGGGCGGUUGGGAGAUCGUGUUUCAUGAUGAGUCGCAUUUUGGACAUGAUAAGAGUAGGGCCAUUAAACCCUUUAAGGAGGCGAGGGGGAAGUUGGCGGAGGGCGUGGAGAAGCCGGUCUUCUUUUACUGUGGAGACGGUGUGUCAGAUCUUAGUGCGGCAAGAGAAACGGAUUUGCUGUUUGCAAAGGCGGGACAUGAUCUCAUCAAGUAUUGUCAGGCAGAGAAUGUGCCGUACAAGGUGUUCGAUGAUUUCAGCGACAUCAUGAGAGACGUUAAGAGCGUAGUAGAGGGAGUCAAGACGGCCGCCGACGUUGCGGAGAACCGUUGA
Messenger RNA from Tricharina praecox, 741 nucleotides. Its product is annotated as HAD-like domain-containing protein. The transcript has 5 exons. Gene Ontology annotation, molecular function: phosphatase activity. Bases 1 to 741 code for a protein of 246 amino acids. Lineage: Eukaryota; Fungi; Ascomycota; Pezizomycetes; Pezizales; Pyronemataceae. The record is from RefSeq and is a predicted model, not a curated record.